Molecule: messenger RNA, 6060 nt
Organism: Esox lucius (northern pike)
Lineage: Eukaryota; Metazoa; Chordata; Actinopteri; Esociformes; Esocidae
Gene: tns3.2
Product: tensin-3
Exons: 27
Coding region: 109-4038 (1309 amino acids)
Biological process (GO): protein dephosphorylation
Molecular function (GO): protein tyrosine phosphatase activity; protein binding
Source: RefSeq, a predicted model, not a curated record
CACAUUCUGUGUUCAGAUGUGCAGAGGGGUAAAAAGAGGAAGGAAGACAGAGCCUUGGAGCGUCAGACACUAUUGGCAGCCACUAAGGCUCUUGGACUGAUUCCAGCCAUGGAAGCAGAAUACAGAAUUGACUUGGACUACAUCACGGAGCGUAUCAUUACCGUAUCCUUCUCCAAGGCAGUUCCAGAUCAGAUCUACAUCAAAAACCUACAGGAUAUCACCCAGAUGAUCAAGUCCAAACAUGGCCAUAACUACAUGGUGAUCAACCUCUCAGAGAAGAAUGCUAGCCUAACCCAGAUGAACCCCGAGGUUUUAGACACGGGCUGGCUGGACGGAUUGGCACCAUCUCUGGAACAGAUGUGUGAUGUGUGUAAAACCAUGGAGAACUGGCUACAGUCACACACAAAACAUGUACUGGUCAUUCACUGCCAGGGAGGUCAAGGCAGAGUUGGAGUGUUGGUUGCCACCUACAUCCACUUCAGCUGCUUAUCAGACAGUGCAGACCUGGCUCUAGACCACUUUGCCAUGAGAAAGUUCUACAAUGACAAAGUAUCAUCCCUGAUGUCUCCCUCACAGAAACGAUAUGUGUGGAUGUUCAGCAGUCUACUGAAAGGAGUGAUGAAGAUGAAUCCUUCUCCUCUCUUCCUCCCAUGUGUCCUCCUUCACGGCGUGCCCGUCCUCACUCCAGAGGGAGGUAGAAUCAGUCGCCGUCUGUUCCUGAGAGUGUACCAGAACCUGCAGGCUGUCUGCACCUCAGCAGUCCAUCAGGUCGGACCCGGACGCACAGACAGUGUUUACUUUGUCCUCCAACCAGCUCAGCUGCUGAAGGGUGACAUCAUGGUGGUGUGCUACAAUAAAAACCCUGAGGCUGCAAGCCGAGAGGUCAUUUUCAGGCUCCAAUUUCACACAGGCGUUAUCCACGGACACCCCAUGCUAUUCCCAAAGCAGGAGCUCGACAUAGCCAAUAAAGAUCCGAGGUUUCCAGUCGAUGGGAAGGUUGAGCUGAUGUUCUAUGAUAGUCCCGAGAAGAUGCCAGGAAUUGGUUGCUGGAAAAACGGACCCUCUGUGAUGAUCGAUUAUGACACCUUGGAUCCACUGAUUCGACGGGACUCCUAUGAAAACAUCUCUCCAGAUGGAAAAGAUCUGCCUCUUAGUCCGGUUGAUGCCAGACUCUAUGUGAGGAAGAGGAGCACUGACGAAGGAGGAGCUCUGUUUCCUCCUGCAUCCAGUGGACCAAACCCCGUUGACCUCAACAUGUCAACCAGCAGUGACUCAGGUCUCUCUAUUGCCUCCCAGUGGAAUGGAGCGAACCCCAGGAGAGGGCCCAGCCAGGACAAAUGUACCCAGCCCAGGAGGGUUCUCUCUGAGGUCAAUCCGGAGCCGGCUCAAUGUCUUCCAAAGGACAUGGCUGAGCUUCCAGGCUCCAGUAAUGGAGGGGAGGGGUUGGUGGGAGAAGGGCAGCGCAUCAAAGGGGAGCCCUUACCCAGCGAGAGGGAGACAGACAUACUGGAUGACUAUGAAGCUAGCCACAAGGCUACUCUGGCCCUGGGCAGGCCCAGCGAGGCUAGCAUUGGCCUGCUGUCCUCAGGGACCCAGCGAUUGGUCCAGAGUGGAAGAACAUACUCCACCAAAACCACCCACACCACCCAAUCGUGGAUACAGCAGCAGCAGAUGGUCGACGCCCACCCGCAAACCUAUCCGCACACGGAUGAGGAGGAGCUAACCGACAGGCGGCGGCUCAUCUCUCCUCCGAUAAGUCAAGAGGCUAUGUCUUUUCCAGCCACGCCCAGUCGGGGGAGCAGCAGUAGAGAGGCGGUGCUGAGAGUUGUAGUGGGAGGGGUGGGAGGCGGGGAGUUGCUGGUACCGAAUGACACUGACACAAAGGCUGAACACACUAAACACACACUGCACACCACACGCCCUACACACACACCGCACGAUACACACGCUAAAGAAACGCUACCUGUCUCAGGGGAACCCUGCGGGCAGGAGGAGCUGGCGUUGUUAGCGACAGACAUGGAUGAGUCCAUUGAGCAGCUCAACCAGCUUAUUUUAGACUUGGACCCCACCUUUAUACCCGUCCCCACCCGACACCACCCCCUCCACUUGUCCUGCUCUGCCUCCCUCUACGCCAAUGGGACUAGCCAAAUGACCACCCACCCCAACGGCAGCCAAUCAGGAAUAAAUCACAUACAGGCAAGCGAUGUCACAGAUUACCCAGGCUUCCACAGUCCUGGUUGGGCAGGAACCCAGACAUUUCAGAACUUUCCGCCAUGCUACAAGCCUAACCUCUCUCCUUCCCAGCAUGGCCGUAUCUAUGGAAUGGACAGUGUGGAUUAUCAAGGUCAGACCACAGUGAUGGACGGUUAUGGCGUGGUCCCCCCCACACCUGCAUUUCCUGUCACCCCUCCAACGCCAUAUGUGAAACAUUUUCCAGUUACAGCCUUCCCUUACCUGAAGUCUGGAGAGGGACAGGGGGAAAUGAGCAGAACAUCUCGAGACUCUAGAAGUUUCCUGGGCAGUAGUAUGACCCACACGCCAGCCUCAUCGGACGGGGAGCUUUUCCACCCUGAUGUGUCUGGCACUUCUGCUUCCUGUCAGAUCAUUUUUGGAUCCAUGCCAUCUGUAUCAUCAGGGAGUCCCUUCCCACCCACUGACUGCCAAACUCCACCUCCGGUAUGGUCGGACAGGACUCCCACAUCUGUGUCCUCCCCGUUCCACCUCCGCUCUUUCCCCUCCCAGUCUCCUCUCAGCCUCCCCAAUGCCCACAGCUCCCCACAGUGGCCUUCGAGGAGCCCGGAGGUUCCUGGGGGUCAGAGCCAGGGUGAGAGGAGCGAGGGGGACCAAAGACAGGAGAACUCUCUGCUGCUGGGAAACUGGGGUCUGGAGCGCAGCCUGUUGGAAGCAAUGGAAGGGCUGGAUUUGGGACUGGACCUGGGGCUUGCAGAGGACCGACUGGGGGGACUGCCACCUCUGCUGCCUGAGAAAAGGGUCCUGGGGCUGGGGCAGGCUGGGUCCCGUUCCCCCUCUCUUAGUGGGUUCUCCAGUCCCCUUAGUGGAAGUUGUCUCAGCAUCCCUUUCCCCUCCGCCAGCACCCCUGACCCACUCAGGGGACCCAGCACUGCCGGUGGUGGAGCCCCCUUGCUUGGAUCAGAUACAUUUGCCAGUAAGCAGGACACUGUGAAGUUUGUACAGGACACGUCCAAGUUUUGGUACAAACCCGACAUCUCCAGAGAUCAAGCCAUCGUUGUGCUGAAGGACAGAGAACCUGGAUCCUUCAUCGUCAGGGACAGUCACUCGUUCCGUGGAGCCUAUGGAUUGGCUAUGAAGGUGUCCAGCCCCCCUCCUUCUGUCUUGACACAGAGCAAAAAAGUGAGUGGUGACCUAUCCAAUGAGCUGGUGAGGCACUUCCUGAUUGAAUGCACGCAGAAAGGGGUGCGGCUUAAGGGCUGCCCCAACGAACCCUACUUUGGAAGUCUGACUGCAUUGGUCUGUCAACAUGCCAUCACACCCUUGGCCCUGCCCUGCAAACUCAUCAUCCCAGGCAGAGACCCUCUGGAAGAGACUAGCGAGUCGUCAACACAGACAGCCACCAACUCUGCGGCAGACCUUCUGAAACAAGGAGCAGCCUGUAACGUGUGGUUCCUGGGCUCCGUAGAGCUGGAGUCCCUAACGGGGUACCAGGCGGUGCAGAAGGCAGCCAGUCAGAUGCUGGCCAUGGAUCCUCCUCCCACCUCCACUGUAGUCCACUUCAAAGUCUCCACCCAGGGCAUCACCCUGACUGACAACCAGAGGAAGCUGUUCUUCAGGAGACACUACAAUGUCAACACUGUCAUAUUCUGUGCCCUUGACCCACAGGACCGCAAGUGGACAAAAGAUGGCUGCACCUCUGCUAAGAUCUUUGGUUUUGUGGCGAGGAAGUCGAUGAGUGGGGCAGAGAACGUAUGUCACGUUUUUGCAGAGCACGACCCCGAGCAACCCGCCAGCGCAAUCGUCAACUUCGUCUCCAAGGUGAUGAUCGGCUCAACAAAGAAAUAAAACAUGGACACACACACACAUGCACACAAUCUAUGUAUGUCCUGCUGGUACAUACUGCACUUAUAUAAAUGCAGCUGCAGAGAAGACUAUUGCGUUGCAUUGUGGGUUAUAACCAGCAGAGGGUAGCAACAGCUUCACCUGGCACACCCUGGGGGUUUAGGGUGACCUUGCCUCUGGAAACUGACCCUGGCUGAGUUUUGUAUUCUCCCCACAAGUAGUUAAAUCUACGAUUGGGACAGGGGAAAUCUGAUCCUGUUUCCAGGAUAAACUUCACCUGGAAGCACAUUGAGGACUUAACCUUCUCAAGAAAACCAACACUUGUGAAAAAGUAUGUUCUGUUCAGAGGAGGCUGAUGGGAAGUGAUAUGUUUGUUGGCUGCUGCACAGGAAGUGAUAAAACACACAUGGUUUGAUGCUAUUUCUCUGCCCACCAGCCACUACGGAUGUUUAUGACAUUAUUGUGAAGAGAAUCUUUCCUUUAUAAUGUACAGGUUUUGAAGGAACUUCAUUUGUUUAACUUUAUCUAUGUGAUAUUCUGUUAACUCCACAUUAUUAUCCCUUUUCCAGAAAUACAAUACAGCUACAGUAAUGUGUCCUUAGAAGCAACUGACAGUUAAAAAAUUGGUCCAUGAAAAGUGACUGUACACUUCCACACAAGGAAAUUCUGCUCCAGCAUAGAAUGUUUAGCCUGACAUCGAUAAAAUAUGUGGAUUCAUGUGAUACUUUUUAUUCUGUUUAGUUACGUUAGGUUGACAAGAAGCAUUUUAUUUCUACUAUAUAUCAUGGUAUGAAUGAAAAUGAAUAAAACAUUUUAACAGAACUGUCAGCACCCAAGAUGCAGAAAGACAGGCUGCGCUAAUGCAGUUGGAGACAAUUUGAUUGACAGUUGUGGUCGUCCAGCGAUGGACGUAAGUCCCAAUUCAGGCGCGGCAUUUCUCUCUUUACAGACUAAGGAAAUGUCGGUACACUGGCGGUUCAGAACCACAUCCAGAGAAGAUUUCCUACCUGCACUUAAAAAGCGCUAGUGUUGCCUUACAGAUGUACAACUGUCAUAACCGAAGCGCUUCGGAGGCACCACAGUCUAUAUGUCUGAAAAGAGUAUUAGUCUCUUUAUCUGCUUUCCACAGCCACAGGCUCUCAACAAAGAAAUGGGUUACUUUAGUCAUACCUGGGUUGGUUGAGAAACACUUUUUAGAACUUAGUUCAGCCCAAUCAGGGAGAUGUGUCAUAGCUUAAGAUCAGAGCUGGAGCAGUAAUCACUAAACAAUUCAGGCACCAACGAUAAUCAAUAGAAAGCAGCUUGUGGCUCUCAUUAUAUGUGACCACAGAACAUAGACAAUGCUGUUUUUUUUUUUUUUUUACAAAUAUUCCUAACUAAACGAUGAAUGGAGUACAUUUUUCCUGGUAAACUGUUCCUGGUAAUAUGAUGACAGGGGUCAAUUUAGAUAUUCUUGGUAAUAAGAUGAAUGGGUUCCAAUUAGUCAAUCCCCAGCUCAUUAUGUUCUGUGCUUGGCUGAGGUUUAGUAUAUUGUAUCUUCCCUUCAAGACAAAAGCCAAUAUCCAGGUGUCCCGGAAUUCAGAUGAAAUAUUAAUUACUGAUCAUGUAUUUGAAUAAGUGUUUCUUUAAAUACAGUAUUUGAUAACGUAAUUGUCUCUAUAUUUUGAAAGAAGAAUAACCACAGAGAAAACAAGCUACACUGAAAUAUGGCUGUGAGGGGUAUUUUGAUGACAUCUUGCUCUCAGAAGUGGUGUGGUGUAACCAUGAUGACUGUUUGAGGAAGAAUGUAUCCCAAAUAGCAUUCUAUUCCCAAUAGUACAAUGAAGUAUUGUACUUCUGGUCAAAAGUAGUGCACUAUGGGAAACUUGGUUUAUUUUGGUGCGUCCCUGAUGUCUUUUACUUGUUGUUGGAGAGUUGUUGGGAUUGCUAGAGAACGUUGUUGUAAGAAUGUGUAAAUUAAUAUUGUAUAGUUCUAGCUGAAGUAUCCUCACAUUUUUUUGAAAAUAAAAAAACAAUAACCUUAAA